CCUCCGAAGAAGGCCCCAAAGAAACUUUGGCCGGGUCGCAGUUCCUCCCCUGCCGCCCCCGCAGCCCGGCGGGGACGGGAGGCGGGCAGGCUGGUCGGCGUCCUCCGCUCGCUCGACUUCCGGGAGGCGGGGGCGAGGCGGGUCCCGGGCCGAGCCCCCGGCGGCCGCCCCCCUCCCGCCCCCGCGUCGCCGCGCCCGCGCGCUGCCUCCUCUCCCUGGCGCUGGCCGCGGCCCGCCGGCGUUUGGAAUUCUGCCCAAACCGGGGGGCUGGAGGAGGAGGAGAGGAGGGCCGGCGGCCGGCGGCGAGAAACGGAAUCCGGAGUCCAGAACCGCACGGAGAGAGGAACGGAGCGGCGGCGGCGGCUCGGGAGGCUCCGCCGCGCCCGCCCGCCCGCAGUGCAUCAGCGAGGCCGCCCGGACAUGCUCAGGAUGGUUAACACCGGGCAGUAUGCACUGGUUAACGGGCUCCCAGCCGCCGAGAGACUUGUUUUAAGCAUUUUCUCCCUCGCUCUCGCUUUUAAUCUUGUCUCUAGUGGCGUGUGUAGGGGGGAGGACUUUAUUUCCAUUGGCUAAGCUCUCCCUUCCCACCCACAUCUCUUCCACAUCACCUUGGUGUCUCCCUAAAUAAAACCAGCCCUCCUUAUCGCCUGGAAAAAAUCAGGAGGUAGAGUUUUGAAUGGGUUUAUAUAAACACUCACCCCUGACAGCGUGCGGCUGGGCUCUCAGGAUAAACUCACGGCGCCAGGCCUGAUGCUCGCCUUGCUUACUCUGCCUUGAACGUCAAGGAUUGAGCAGAACCCGAGGACUGGGAACUCUUCCCUGAAAUUUGGUCAACCUGAAGCCAGUUGCGGAACUGCACAGGGUCCCCAUGGACCUCAAGGAGAGCCCCAGCGAGGGCAGCCUGCAGCCCUCUAGCAUCCAGAUCUUUGCCAACACCUCCACGCUCCAUGGCAUCCGUCACAUCUUUGUGUAUGGGCCGGUGACCAUCCGGCGCGUGCUGUGGGCCGUGGCCUUCGUGGGCUCGCUGGGCCUGCUGCUGGUGGAGAGUUCUGAGAGGGUGUCCUACUACUUCUCCUACCAGCAUGUCACCAAGGUGGAUGAAGUGGUGGCCCAAAGCCUGGUCUUCCCGGCUGUGACCCUCUGCAACCUCAAUGGCUUUCGGUUCUCCAGGCUUACCACUAACGACCUGUACCAUGCCGGGGAGUUGCUGGCCCUGCUGGAUGUCAACCUACAGAUUCCAGACCCGCACCUGGCUGACCCCACAGUGCUGGAGGCCCUGCGGCAGAAGGCCAACUUCAAACACUACAAACCCAAGCAGUUCAGCAUGUUGGAGUUCCUGCAUCGCGUGGGCCAUGACCUGAAGGAUAUGAUGCUCUACUGCAAGUUCAAAGGACAGGAGUGUGGGUACCAGGACUUCACCACGGUGAGUACUUGGCUUUCUGCUCACUUUUGUGCUUGGUCCUCUUGA
Manis pentadactyla (Chinese pangolin) is the source of this 1468-nucleotide messenger RNA. RefSeq names its product acid-sensing ion channel 2-like. Bases 869 to 1468 code for a protein of 199 amino acids. NCBI's taxonomy places the organism in Eukaryota, Metazoa, Chordata, Mammalia, Pholidota, Manidae. The record is from RefSeq and is a predicted model, not a curated record. Gene Ontology annotation, biological process: sodium ion transmembrane transport. The transcript has a single exon. Gene Ontology annotation, cellular component: membrane. Gene Ontology annotation, molecular function: ligand-gated sodium channel activity.